Messenger RNA from Ricinus communis (castor bean), 1333 nucleotides. Its product is annotated as adenylyl-sulfate kinase 3. The transcript has 6 exons. Bases 110 to 976 code for a protein of 288 amino acids. Gene Ontology annotation, biological process: sulfate assimilation. Gene Ontology annotation, molecular function: ATP binding; adenylylsulfate kinase activity. NCBI's taxonomy places the organism in Eukaryota, Viridiplantae, Streptophyta, Magnoliopsida, Malpighiales, Euphorbiaceae. The record is from RefSeq and is a predicted model, not a curated record.
UGCUUGCUGCACCAAGUACCCACUUCCCAAUUUGCAUUUUCACACUCUUCCUGUUUAACUCAACUUGAUUUCAUUCAACAACUUAAUAACUGCUAAUUUGAUCGGAGAGAUGAAUGCAAUUGGGGUCAAAUCUUUGCCUGGAUUUGCAAGCUUGCGUGAUGGAAAUCCUGCAUGUAACGUGAAAUCAAGAAAUGUUCUGCCAAUCAAGGCAAUAGCUUCUGGGUCGCAGCAGCAGACGGUGAAGAUGAAUGUGGCCACCACUAAUGGCAAUGUUAAUACCCUUAUUCCAAAUGUUCCCCCUCUAGAAAAACCCAGUGCAGCAAAUGGACAUGCAGAGAAAAGCCAGAGCUCGUUGUCUCAAAUUGGAAAUUCAACAAAUAUAAAAUGGCAUGAAUGUACAGUUGACAAAAAUGAUAGGCAGAAAUUGCUCAAACAAAAAGGUUGUGUCAUAUGGAUCACAGGCCUCAGUGGUUCAGGAAAAAGCACAGUAGCAUGUGCUUUGAGUCAAAUGUUAUACCAAAGAGGAAAACUGACUUACAUUCUUGAUGGUGACAAUCUUAGACAUGGCCUAAACAAUGACCUCAGUUUUAAAGCAGAAGACCGUGCAGAAAACAUCAGACGAGUUGGGGAAGUGGGGAAGCUGUUUGCAGAUGCUGGAGUUAUUUGCAUUGCGUGCCUGAUUUCUCCUUACAGAAAGGACCGAGAUGCCUGUCGCAAAAUAUUACCAAACGGAGAUUUUAUUGAGGUGUUUAUGGAUAUUCCACUUCAGGUUUGUGAAUCAAGAGAUCCAAAGGGCCUGUAUAAGCUUGCUCGUGCAGGGAAGAUCAAAGGCUUUACUGGCAUCGAUGAUCCUUAUGAACCACCACUGAAUUGUGAGAUUUCAUUGAAACUUAACAAUGGAGAAAAUGCUUCCCCUUGCGAGAUGGCUGAAGAAGUGAUUUCUUACAUGGAAGAAAAUGGGUAUCUUCAAGCAUAAACACUUCCUCUUGGGCAUCUACAUAUAUGCCUUUGGGCACUAUAAAGAUUGUACAUUUUGUACUGUUAUAAAGCUGGGACUGCACUAUCAACAUCUGAAGUUGAUCAUAACUAGAAUCAGGAAUGUCAUUUUGGUAUCUUUUGCUUAUAGUUUUAUUGGUCAAUAACUAAUUCCAACUUUCAUUUCUUCUUAUAUAUUCUUUUUGCUUUUUUCUUAUUGUAAGUGUGAAGGUGAAAUAGCUUAGGCCAAAUAGCAUCACCCCAUACACUUACAGUUCCAUUAUAUGUAAUACGUUUCUUUUCUUGUUCAAGAUGUAAUUAGGUCGUUUUGAAAGAAUAAGAUCUCCUUUCAUUUGUA